Molecule: messenger RNA, 1010 nt
Organism: Musa acuminata AAA Group (dessert banana)
Lineage: Eukaryota; Viridiplantae; Streptophyta; Magnoliopsida; Zingiberales; Musaceae
Product: putative aconitate hydratase, cytoplasmic
Exons: 4
Coding region: 138-674 (178 amino acids)
Biological process (GO): citrate metabolic process; tricarboxylic acid cycle
Cellular component (GO): mitochondrion; cytosol
Molecular function (GO): aconitate hydratase activity; iron-responsive element binding; 4 iron, 4 sulfur cluster binding
Source: RefSeq, a predicted model, not a curated record
ACAGUAUUACGACAGAUCACAUUUCACCAGCAGGUAGCAUUCACAAGGACAGUCCUGCUGCAAAGUACCUAAUUGACCGUGGUGUAGAUCGCAGAGAUUUCAAUUCAUAUGGCAGCCGGCGGGGCAAUGAUGAAAUCAUGGCAAGGGGAACAUUUGCAAAUAUUCGUCUUGUUAAUAAACUCCUCAAGGGAGAAGUGGGACCAAAGACUGUUCAUAUCCCAACAGGGGACAAACUCUAUGUCUUUGAAGUAGCAACGAGGUACAAGGCUGAUGGGCAUGAUACCAUAGUUUUGGCAGGAGCAGAGUACGGAAGUGGUAGCUCUCGAGACUGGGCUGCUAAGGGUCCAAUGUUGUUGGGAGUCAAAGCAGUUAUUGCUAAAAGUUUUGAGAGGAUCCAUCGCAGCAAUUUAGUUGGAAUGGGUAUAAUUCCACUGUGUUUCAAGCCUGGUGAGGAUGCUGAGACACUGGGUUUGACAGGGCAUGAGUGCUACACAAUAGAUCUUCCAAGUAGCAUCACUGACAUAAGACCUGGGCAAGAUAUUACUGUAGUUGUGGACAAUGGGAAAUCUUUCACAUGCACUCUUCGGUUUGAUACAGAGGUAGAACUGGCCUACUUCAAUCAUGGAGGAAUUCUUCCAUUUGUCAUCAGAAAUCUGAUAAAUUCCCAGCACUGAGCUUAAUGUUUCUUCAUGGUGCCUGGGGCUGUUGGUAUUGCUUGCGUUUGUGCCACCAGUGGAAGCUUUGAUAAAUCAAAGAAAUAAGCAGCAGAAAAGGGUGCCUUUUUUCCCUAGAUUCAUCAAGGUUGUACCUGUUUGAUCCGAGUACAGGAAUAAGAUUGACAGUGUAGAAGCAGACAAAUUUGAGAUUACUUGUUGAAAGCAUUAUGGUUUUUCGUGAACCUAUUAGUUUUAUUAUGCUUUAUUGCUUGUACUUUGUGCUGAUGCUAUACAACUGGACAAUCUGUGUGGUAAAUGCAAAUAAAGUGAUUUAAAGAUCUGUUCUUUUGGCUA